Messenger RNA from Oryza brachyantha (malo sina), 5758 nucleotides. RefSeq names its product probable phosphoinositide phosphatase SAC9. The record is from RefSeq and is a predicted model, not a curated record. The transcript has 12 exons. Gene Ontology annotation, molecular function: protein binding; phosphatase activity. The coding region runs from base 139 to 5076 and encodes 1645 amino acids. NCBI's taxonomy places the organism in Eukaryota, Viridiplantae, Streptophyta, Magnoliopsida, Poales, Poaceae.
UUUCUUCCUCCAAACUCUCCACCACGCCCACGGCGACUAACGACCGCGCCUUCGAGAUCCCGACGCCCGCCUGCCGCCCGGCGCGCGAAGCCACCCGCCGUCGCGCUCCCGCCCUGCCCGUCCCGGAUCCAUCGCGCGAUGGCGUCGCGCUCCUACUCGUCCGGCUCGUACACCUCGGAUCUCUCGCCGCCGGCCAACCCCCGUGGUCGGCCCAGGGAUACUUCGGUUGUCGUUGUCGUGUUGGAGACGAGCGAGGUGUACAUUGUGAUUAGUUUGUCAACAAGAAAGGAUACCCAGGUAAUCUAUGUCGACCCAACCACGGGUUACCUGCACUACCUGGGGAGGCAUGGCGAGGACCUGUUUGAUUCAGAGGCAGCGGCAUUGAACUACAUUACUGAUGGAUCGAGAAUUUUAUGCAAGAGUACUACAUACUCUAAAGCAGUACUAGGUUAUGCGGUACUGGGGAGUUACGCUUUGCUUUUGGUUGCAACGCAAUUGAGUGCAACGGUACCAAACCUACCUGCAGGUGGGUGUAUAUAUACGGUGGCAGAGAGUCAAUGGAUAAAGAUUCAGCUGCAAAACCCUCAAGCCCAAGGAAAUGGAGAGUUGAAGAAUAUCAAGGAAUUGGCUGAACUUGACAUUGAUGGGAAGUACUACUUUUGUGAAACUAGGGAUAUUACCAGGCCGUUUCCAAGCCGUAUGACUCUUCAGGAACCAGACGAAGAAUUUGUGUGGAAUGGAUGGUUAGCAAAGCCUUUUAUGGAUAUUGGGUUGCCAGGGCACUGUGUUGUUCUAUUGCAGGGUUUUGCCGAGUGCCGGAGUUUUGGAGGUACUGGACAGCAAGGUGGGAUAGUUGCCCUCCUUGCACGUCGUAGUCGGCUGCACCCUGGGACCCGGUAUUUGGCUCGUGGGAUAAAUGCUUGUUCAGGCACAGGUAAUGAGGUGGAGUGUGAGCAGCUUGUAUGGGCCCCUCGGAAGGAUGGGCAAGGGCAACGUAUCCCCUUCAGCUCUUAUAUAUGGCGCCGUGGAACUAUACCAAUAUGGUGGGGCGCAGAAAUAAAAAAUGCUGUUUCAGUAGAAGCUGAAAUUUAUGUUGCUGAUGAUCCUUUCAAUGGGAGCUUACAGUACUACCAACGGUUGGGUAGAAGAUAUGGAAACAAAUCAUCGGAAGUCAAUGCAACGAGUCAAAAGAAACCUGGAAUGGUUCCCAUUGUGUUGGUUAACUUGCUGAGGUAUGGUGAUGGUAAACCUGAGACAGUUCUUGUUGAUUCUUUCAAAAGUUCGCUUGAGUACCUGAGGUCUACUAAAAAGCUUGGGAAAACCUGGAUUCAGUUGAUAAAUUAUGACUGGCAUGCCACUGUGAAGUUAAAAGGUCAACAGCAAACAGUUGAGGGCCUUUGGAGACACCUUAAAGCACCUACAAUGGCAAUUGGCUUCAGUGAAGGGAAUUACUAUAAUGUAAAGCAGCAGCUUAAGGGAUGUAAAGGAUCAGUUAUCUUCAAUGAUGACAUCAGUGGUGGGUUUUGCAUGGAAUCUAUACAAAAUGGGGUGGUGCGCUUUAAUUGUGCAGACUCUCUUGAUCGAACCAAUGCUGCAAGCUACUUUGGGGCACUUCAAGUUUUUGUCGAACAGUGUAGUCGCCUGAGUAUAUCCCUUGAUGUCGAUGCAAUGUUUGGCCUAUCAUCAAGCAGAUACCCUGAAUAUAAUGGUAGAAAUCCUCGUACUUUACCCCCUGGGUGGGAGGAGCGCUUUGAUUCUGUAACAGGGAAAUCAUUCUAUAUUGAUCAUAAUACCCGCACUACAACGUGGGAACAUCCAUGUCAGGAGGCUCCCCAAAAGCCAUGGAAGAGAUUUGAUAUGACAUUUGAUCAGUUCAAAGGCUCAACAAUGCUUGCUCCAGUGAACCACCUUGCUGAACUUUUUCUUCUGGCUGGUGAUAUCCAUGCUACGUUGUACACUGGCUCAAAAGCUAUGCACAGUGAAAUUCUGAACAUAUUCAAGGAAGAGACUGGAAAAUUUAGUAAAUUCUCAGCUGCUCAGAAUGUCAAGAUUACACUGCAAAGAAGAUUCCAGAAUUAUAUUAAUGAUAGUUCUCGUCAAAAACAGUUUGAGAUGUUCCUUGGAUUGAGGCUGUUUAAGCAUCUCCCAUCCAUCCCUGUUUCUCCUCUCAAAGUACUUUCGAGGCCAUCUGGAUGCAUGUUAAAACCAGUUCCUAGUAUCACCCCUGUGGCUGAUGGUGGUUCUAGUCUUCUCAGCUUCAAAAAGAAGGAUCUGAUUUGGGUAUGUCAGCAAGGUGCUGACUAUGUUGAGCUUUUUAUAUACCUUGGAGAACCUUGUCAAGUCUGUCAGCUUCUUCUCACUGUAUCUCAUGGUGUUGAUGAUUCUUCAUAUCCAGCAACUAUUGAUGUUAGAGUUGGCUCCAGCAUAGAUACCCUUAAGCUUGUUCUUGAGGGUGCUUGCAUUCCACAAUGCUCCAAUGGGACAAAUUUGUUGAUCCCACUUACUGGAAGAAUUGAUCCAGAGGACUUAGCUGUGACGGGUAAAAGUGCUCGUCCAAAUAUUCAAGAGAGCACUAACCUUCCUUUGCUGUAUGACUUUGAAGAGCUGGAAGGAGAAUUAAACUUUCUAAAUCGAGUUGUUGCAUUAUCUUUUCAUCCAUCUGCCAGGGCAAGUACACCCAUUACUCUUGGUGAGAUUGAAGUUCUUGGGAUUUCUCUUCCAUGGGUGGAUAUGUUAACAGACAGCAGACAUGGCCCUAAAUAUGUAGAGCUUCUACAUAAAAAGUUGUCUAGUAUUCCUGGCAAUGUUGGUUCUAAGGAAUUUGGGAGUUCUUCAAAUUCAAACUUGCUUAGGAAUGGCGCUCUUGGUAGUGAAAGCGCCUUUUCUACUAGAGGCUCUUCGUUAAUUCCACAAGGCAGUUCAGGACAUUUCUUGGACUUUCUAACUGGUGAUUUUGACGUGCUGAAUCAAUCAGCUGAAACUGAUACUUUUGUUAAUGUGGAACAAACAAACUCAUCUGAUGAUGAAUUUGAUGUUAACCCUUUUGCUGUCGCAUCAGAGAUGCCUUCUGCUAAAGUGAAUAGCCAAGUUGAAGAAUUUGGCAGCGCACACCUUUAUCUUAAGUUUUUCGAAUCACUUUCUGGAAAUACCAAGGGGAAGGAUCUUAACUUCGAGCAAAUGAUGAAGCUUGAAAUAAAACGUCUUUGUCUUGAUCUUUCUGCUGCGGAAAGAGACCACGCGUUGUUAUCGAUUGGUGUUAUUCCUGCCACAGUAGAUCCAAACCGCUCGGUUGAUUAUUCAUACCUGUUGAAGUUGUCUAGCCUUGCUGAUUAUCUGGCAUUGCUGGGCCAUACUGUCCAUGAGGAUCAUGUAAAUGCUUCAAUAGGGCUUGAAAAGAUCAAUGACCAUGCUAUAGACUUUUGGAAUAUUUGUGAAAAUGAUGAGUCGUGCACUGGUGGAGUAUGUGAAGUCCGUGCUUUGUCUUCAUCACAAGCUUCUGCCAAUAGUGAGAACUCUUCAAUAUUUGUAGAAUGUUCCCAAUGUGGAAGGACAGCAUGCAAAGCAUGUUGUGCUGGGAAAGGAGCCUUUCUUUUGCUUAAUAACACUUACAGGGACUUGAAGAUAUAUGGUGGGAGUCAAGGUGGUGGCUAUUCAGCUCUUGCAGAUAAUUUUGUGUGCAAAGUAUGCUGCAGUGAGGUGAUCAAACAUGCAUUAUAUGUGGAUUAUGUGAGGGUUCUUCAUAGUCUGCGAAGAGAAGGUCGUACAGAGCAAGCAGCACUGAAAGCUGUGAAUCAGGUCUGCCGAUUUGAAUUCAGUAGAAUAUCUGAUUUCACUCAGAGUGUUCAAUAUGGUCAAAGGCAAUUGAAGCAGCUCCUUAACGGUGAAGAAUCUCUUGCAGAAUUUCCACAUGCAAGCUUUCUACAAACGGUAGAAACGGCUGAUGACUCUGAACCAUUGUUGUCAUUACUGGCACCAUUUGGUAUUGGAGAGUACAAGUCUUAUUGGAAAGCUCCACUGGAUAACACAUCUGUGGAGUUCUCGAUUGUUCUUGGUGGUUUGUCUGAUGUUUCAGGAGUUGCAAUAAUUGUUGGUUCCUGUGGUUACUCAACAUCUGACUGCCCAAUGGUGGAGAUCUGGGCUGGUAAUAAAAUACAUCGAGAAGAUCGCACAUUUAUAGGAAAGUGGGACGCACAUGACAUAAUAUCGUCAUCUCCACAUCUUUGUGGACCCGAAAAAACAAGUAGCAUGAGUGAAGAGCCAAGGCAUAUUAAAUUUCACUUCCCAAACCCUAUCCGCUGUCGCAUUGUUUCAAUAAAGAUGACACUCAACCAUAUUUCUUCUCAUUCAACCAAGUUCAGUGAGGAAUUCGAUCUUUUAUCAUUAAGUGAAGGCACAUUUUCUGAAUCCAAGCCAACCACUCCACAGAAUUCAUUUAUCCAUGCAAAAAGGAUUGUUAUUUUUGGCAACACUUUGAGAAAGGAGAUAAAUUCUGACGCAUCUGCAGGAAUAAUGAGGAUGAAGAAUUAUUUAGACAGAUCACAACCUCUGGGCAGAUUUAGGAUUCCAGUUGAAGCUGAAAGGUUGAGAGAUAAUGAUCUUGUUCUGGAGCAAUAUCUCUUGCCUAAUACACCUGCAAUAGCUGGAUUCCGCAUUGAUUUCUUUAAUGUUGUUAGACCACGGGUUACCCAUUCACCUUCCUCAUUGGAGUUGGAUAUGAAGGAAUUUUCAUUGAUACGUAUGGAAGAUAGAAUUGUAAAUCCUGCAGUUCUUUAUUUACAAGUCACAAUUGUUAAGGAGUCUGGAAAGCUGGUUGUUGAGGAAUACCGUUUACCAGAAGUAAAAGUGAAUACACCACUCUAUUAUGAUUUUCAAGAUUUACAACAAGAUGUCCGUUGUGUUCUCUUUAGAUUACUUGGGGAUGUCACCUCCUUUGUUGAUGACAUUGCUGAGAUUGAUGGCUCAAACAUGCGGAAUCUUCCUUUGGCCACUGGAUUAUCUUUGUCAAAUAAGAUCAAGUUGUAUUACUAUGCUGAUACAUAUGAAAUGGGAAAAAUUGGAAGUCUCUCAGCCGUAUGAUAUAUGAGGUUGUAUCCGCCAUGAUGGAAUAUUUACGACAUCAUAUUUGGUGGUGGUCACUGGUCAGAUUGGUGUUGUAAACUAUUGGUUCUAUCCGGACCAGCAGCGAACUGGUGAUGCAGUGGACGAUGGUGAUAAGCGGCCGCGAUGCUGCAAAGAAACAAACAGCUGCUUUCAUGAUGAUGUUCGUUGUCUUGAUCUUCCAGUGAUCCAAUCCAAGGAUUCUGGGCAUUUACUGAAUUUCUGGAAACUCGAUCUUUUUGCUAGAGAAUGUCUAGAAAUUCAACUGAUUGUAGGUUUUCCUUCGACGGGAGACUGAUGGUGGUUUUCAAUGUUGCAAGUUACACUCGUGAUACAUGUAUGAAAUUUGUUAUGCCUGUAUAGGUUUAGGAGCUGGAUUUGUAUGAGUUCUUUUUAUCGGUAAAUAUUUUGGGCACCGAGUAUUACAAAAUUACUAGGGCCAGCUAUACCAUGCCAAUAACUCGACGCUAAAAUAUUGUUCACAUUGGGUUGUGUUCAGCAACGCAUUUCAUUUUCAUGUGAAUCAAGCGGCAGACGAAGGAUUUGUGCUGAAAAAAGGUUGUUUCAUGUAAAACAUAACACACACAAAGUUGACAGUAACAGAUUUAAAGUACAGAUAACGGCGCAAAUAAUGUAUAAACAGUUUUCUUUCCCAUGUAGU